AUGGCGGCAGGGAAAGAUUCUAGCUGGGACGAUAUCAAGAACGAAGGCAUCGAUCUCGAGAAAAUACCAAUAGAGGAGGUGUUUACGCAGCUGAGAUGUACAAGGGAAGGACUUACAAGCGACGAAGGCCAUACUCGUCUCGAGAUCUUCGGUCCUAACAAGCUCGAAGAGAAAAAGGAGAGCAAGGUUUUGAAGUUCUUAGGGUUUAUGUGGAACCCUCUCUCAUGGGUCAUGGAGUUAGCUGCUAUCAUGGCUAUCGCUUUGGCCAACGGAGGAGGAAGGCCACCGGAUUGGCAAGAUUUCGUGGGUAUCACGGUUCUUCUUAUCAUUAACUCUACCAUUAGCUUCAUCGAAGAAAACAACGCCGGAAACGCAGCCGCCGCUUUGAUGGCCGGUCUAGCUCCCAAAACCAAACUUCUGAGAGAUGGCAAGUGGAGCGAGCAAGAGGCAGCUAUAUUGGUUCCUGGAGACAUCAUCAGCAUCAAACUAGGCGACAUUGUUCCAGCAGAUGGUCGUCUCCUGGAAGGUGAUCCUCUCAAGAUUGAUCAAUCUGCUCUCACUGGUGAAUCUUUACCAGUAACCAAGAACCCUGGCCAAGAAGUUUACUCUGGCUCCACCUGCAAACAAGGAGAGUUAGAAGCCAUUGUGAUCGCCACUGGGGUUCACACUUUCUUCGGCAAAGCAGCUCAUCUAGUAGACAGCACAAACCAAGAAGGCCACUUCCAGAAAGUGCUGACUGCUAUUGGUAACUUCUGCAUCUGCUCCAUCGCCAUAGGUAUGAUCAUUGAGAUCGUUGUCAUGUACCCUAUCCAGCACCGUUCUUAUAGAGACGGUAUCGACAACCUUCUGGUGCUUCUCAUCGGAGGUAUCCCUAUUGCAAUGCCGACGGUUCUGUCUGUCACCAUGGCCAUUGGAUCUCACCGUCUCUCCCAACAAGGAGCUAUCACAAAGAGAAUGACAGCUAUUGAAGAGAUGGCUGGUAUGGAUGUUUUGUGCAGUGACAAGACUGGAACUCUUACACUCAACAAGCUUACUGUUGACAAGAGUAUGGUUGAGGUUUUUGUCAAAGACUUGGACAAGGAACAGCUUAUGGUGAAUGCAGCAAGAGCUUCUAGAGUUGAGAACCAGGAUGCUAUUGAUGCUUGCAUUGUGGGAAUGCUUGGAGAUCCAAGAGAAGCAAGAGAGGGCAUCACUGAAGUCCAUUUCUUUCCUUUUAACCCUGUGGACAAGCGUACUGCUAUCACUUAUAUUGAUGCUAGAGGAAACUGGCACCGUGUCAGCAAAGGAGCACCAGAGCAAAUCAUUGAGCUCUGUAACCUUAGAGAGGAUGCAAAGAAGAGAGCUCAUGACAUCAUUGACAAGUUUGCUGACAGAGGACUUCGUUCUCUUGCUGUUGGUAGACAGACUGUCUCUGAGAAAGACAAGAACAGCCCUGGAGAGCCAUGGGAGUUUCUUGGUCUGUUACCUCUGUUUGACCCUCCAAGACAUGACAGUGCAGAGACGAUCAGGCGUGCACUUGACCUUGGUGUCAAUGUAAAGAUGAUCACUGGUGACCAGCUCGCCAUUGGUAAGGAAACUGGUCGUAGGCUCGGUAUGGGCACAAACAUGUAUCCUUCUUCUGCUCUACUUGGACAGGACAAGGAUGAAUCUAUAUCUAGUGUUCCUGUUGAUGAACUCAUCGAGAUGGCUGAUGGAUUCGCCGGUGUCUUCCCUGGUAAAACAAAAAAAAAAAACUAUUUAAAAAUUGUCCUCUUAAUGGCUUCAUGUAUUUAUUCAUCAAUAAAAAUCUGUUUUAUCUGUCUUGAUUUAGAACACAAGUAUGAGAUUGUGAAGAGGCUCCAGGAGAUGAAGCACAUAUGUGGCAUGACUGGUGAUGGAGUGAACGAUGCUCCAGCUCUCAAGAGAGCUGACAUUGGAAUAGCUGUUGCUGAUGCGACUGAUGCAGCGAGAAGUGCAUCUGACAUUGUACUAACCGAGCCAGGUCUAAGUGUCAUAGUUAGUGCUGUACUAACGAGCAGAGCCAUCUUCCAGAGAAUGAAGAACUACACAAUCUAUGCAGUUUCCAUCACAAUCCGUGUAGUCAUGGGCUUUAUGCUUCUUGCACUCAUAUGGAAGUAUGACUUCUCACCGUUCAUGGUGUUGGUAAUAGCGAUCCUGAAUGAUGGUACUAUCAUGACCAUAUCGAAGGACAGAGUAAAGCCUUCUCCACUUCCUGAUUCAUGGAAACUCAAAGAGAUAUUUGCCACUGGUGUUGUUCUUGGCACAUACCUUGCAGUGAUGACUGUCGUUUUCUUCUGGGCUGUAGAGAGCACUGACUUCUUCUCGGCAAAGUUUGGGGUGAGAUCUAUUAGUGGCAAUCCACACGAGCUCACGUCAGCUAUAUACCUCCAAGUUAGUAUUAUUAGCCAGGCGCUUAUAUUUGUCACAAGGUCACGUAGCUGGUCAUAUGCUGAACGUCCUGGCUUCUGGUUAAUCUUUGCCUUUUUCUUAGCUCAGCUGGUUGCUACUCUCAUUGCCGUGUAUGCAAACUGGGGUUUUGCAAGAAUCAGAGGUACUGGGUGGGGAUGGGCAGGAGUUAUCUGGUUAUACAGUUUAGUUACUUACAUCCCUUUGGAUAUCCUCAAGUUCAUCAUCAGAUAUGCACUAAGUGGUAGAGCUUGGGAUAAUGUCAUUGAGAACAAGACCGCUUUCACGUCAAAGAAAGACUAUGGAAAGGGAGAGAGGGAAGCACAAUGGGCGCAAGCUCAACGUACCCUUCACGGAUUGCAACCUGCUCAGCCCUCAGAGAUGUUCAAUGAUAAGAGCACUUACAGAGAACUUUCAGAGAUAGCAGAUCAGGCCAAGAGACGAGCUGAAGUCGCAAGGUUAAGAGAACGUCAUACCUUGAAAGGUCACGUGGAAUCAGUGGUGAAGCAGAAAGGACUUGACAUAGAGGCUAUCCAGCAACACUACACCCUGUGAUUUCAGAAACAAGGGUUUCUCAGUUUAGUUUAGAAACAAAACCACAAGAGUAUUGAAUAAUAAAUCACCACCUUCAUCAUUAGAAAAAAUACUGCAAAAAGAAAAAGAAAAGAAAUGUUUCUUUUAUGAGCAGUGGCUGUUGGCUGCUUUAUUUGAUUUGAAAUAUUCUUGUUUUAAUUGCAUUUACAGAACUAAUAAGAUUUUACAAUUACUUUAGAAUUUUUAUUUCA
Messenger RNA from Raphanus sativus (radish), 3191 nucleotides. Its product is annotated as ATPase 9, plasma membrane-type. Gene Ontology annotation, biological process: regulation of intracellular pH; proton export across plasma membrane. Gene Ontology annotation, molecular function: ATP binding; P-type proton-exporting transporter activity; ATP hydrolysis activity. Gene Ontology annotation, cellular component: plasma membrane. The record is from RefSeq and is a predicted model, not a curated record. Lineage: Eukaryota; Viridiplantae; Streptophyta; Magnoliopsida; Brassicales; Brassicaceae.